Molecule: messenger RNA, 5742 nt
Organism: Bursaphelenchus okinawaensis
Lineage: Eukaryota; Metazoa; Nematoda; Chromadorea; Rhabditida; Aphelenchoididae
Source: the annotation of a GenBank genome assembly
AUGCCGUAUUACGAUCGUCAGAAUUAUCGUGAUGGAUAUCGUCGGAAUGGGAAUCGCGGCAAGUUUCGGGACGAUCGAGUGAAUGAACGUGAUGUGCCAGAAAGCAAGCAUGCCUUGUUUUUCCGUGGAUUGCGCGCUGAUAUCACUGGGGACAAGUUGCGGUAAGGUUUCGAGGUUCAGAAUAAUAUAAUUGUUGUUUUCAAGAGUUUAAAGUAUUUAAAUUCGUAUGGUUUAAUAUAGCACACUUUGCCUGAAGUUGCGGUUACCUUUAUCGAAAGUGUUUUUAUUGUUUUGGGAUUUAAAUUUACUGAGAAAAGAGAUAAUAUUAUACAUGGUUAUAUUACACAUGGCUAGUGGAAAAACGCUCGUAUCUACGUUGAUAUUCGACUGAUUCUGAUGGUUUUGGCCUUUGUACAAAGGUUAUAAUGUGGUUAAUGUUAUCAGUCUAGUUUAGUGACGUUUUAUGUGGAUGUUUGUGUUUUAGAGAUCAUUUCCAAGAUGAGAUUGGUCCUUGUAUUAUCGACUUUUACAAAGCGACAGGAGACAAGUUGUUUGUCGCAGUUAGGUUUGAUUCAAAGGAAGAUGCUGCUAAAUGCUAUGAUAAGUAAGUUUUUGUACUUUAUGCGACAAAAGAUUUACUUUGUUUCUUGUAUUGUCUUGAUAUCUAAUGUAUAAAUCUUAUUUUAGGUACUUUGAAGGCCGUUUGUUCGGAUGCGAUUUGGAAGUGACAUGGUACAGAGAUAUUCGUCGCUACGUAGCGCACAUUAAAGGCAAGUGUUUAUUCUUUAUUUUGUUAUUUGUUUAGAACGAGGAGAAAGGAGUAACGAUGUAAGACGACGAGACACACACAGAAGGUCCAGAUCAAGGAGGAAUUCUAAAAGCGAUAGUGAAAGUGAAGAUGACGAGGUAAUAUACUAUAAAUAUAUUUUUAUGCGGAAUUUAUGUUAGAAAGCAUUUGAAGUUACGUAUUUUACUCAAGAACACCACUUUUUGCAAAAAAUAAUUUAUUUUGGUUAAUUUUGAUUAAAAUUUGACAAUGUUUUGUUAAAAAUGAUCUUUUAUAACAGUUUAUGAUCAUAAUACAUAUUACCGUUUGCAUUUUUAGCCAAAGAGACGUCGUCGAGAAUCCUCCUCCUCUUCUUCAUCAAGCGAAUCCACUCAUAACUCGUCUCAUGUAGAUUCUCAUAAAUCUUCCCAACCAACAUCACAAGCUAUAUCACCGGCCAAAAAAGUUGAGGCACAGUCUACGGCUGAAGUUAUGGAGAUUUCAGAUAACGAAGAAGCUAAUUCAAAGGUGGGUUCAUGUGGUUGUGUGUAAAACUAAAUUGUGAAGGUGUGUUUGUGUGUUUUAUGUUGCUUUUGGUGUGGUUUGCAGUUUUGUGUUUGUACAAGUUUUUUAAUGUUUAUUUGUGUGUUUUAUGCUAAUUUAGCUAAAAAAUACACAGAAUUUGAUUUUUUAUUUAACUUUGACCUUGUAUUGUAGUUUCUACCUAUUUCUUAACCAAAGUGAUAUUUUUUGGAAUGUUGUGGUGUCUGAACCUAUAUUAUGUUUAAAACGAAAAGCAUAUAUGGUUGUAGUCUAGAAGAUCUUUUAAUCGUAUUAUAAUUUAAAAAAUGGCGAUAAUAUUCAACAUCCUACACUAAUAUUGAAGAAAAAGCUGAGAACGACAUCAAAAUCAACAUAAAACAACCAAAAAUUCACUGUAAUUCCCGAAAACUUUCAUCAAACAUCGUAUUUUGUUUAUAGAGCGAUGACAAUUGGGAAUUGAAGCCAGAAAAUUAUGGAAUUUCACAGAAUUUGGUCUUUAAUAUUUUUGAAGAGAUACUGGAAGAUGAUAUUCUUAUUUUAAACUGUCGUACAUCGAAUGAAAAGGAGAGAGGGAGCAGUCAGAAGCUAAAGUUUGCAGAAGAUAAUGGAAAAACACAAGCAACUACAAGAUUACCGGGUUCAAAAUUCCAGAUUUCGAAGUCAAACUUAAGUACUCCAUCUUCAACUUUGUAUACCUCAGCCUUGAAGGCGCACACUUUAAAUUCGAAGACAUACACAUCUGCUUCAAAUACUUAUACUCCUGGAAUAAGAAGUAAAAAGGACAACGGAAAACUACCAGAACAUUCAAAGUUCCAAAAUUUUCAUCAAGAAUAUUCAGCACCUGGCUAUCAAUACCCUGGAGCAACUGGUUUUCGAGCUUCAGAAGGUCCACAACAACCAUAUUCACCUUUUAAUGCUAGACCUUACUUUGAUACGGUGCAUGAAGCUGAUGAUUAUGGUCGAUUCCUUUUGAAUAAUACUCGCUUUGGUGGCUCACCUUUAGCAUCUGCUGGCUAUGUUAACGCACCUCAAUCACCUGUCUAUUAUCAUCAACCUUCACCGAAUGAUGUUUAUGGAGAUGAACAUCCAAAUGCUGGUGAUUAUGGUAAUCGAUCAUCAAGAUCUGGCGGUUACGGUAAUCCACCGUUACAAACUUAUGGAGCACCACCUUCGCUACCAUAUGGCUAUGAUCUUUCAUCACCGCCACCUUAUGCUUAUGCUGCCAAUUCGUCUUUGGAUGCUUACAAUAAUAUGCGUUUACGACCUGAUGCUUUGGCUAAUACUGGUACUAGAAACAAGGCUUCAUUACCGGACUUUUUGAAGCCAUCGCCAGUUAGAGAUUUGUCAAAGCCACCUCUGAACAAAGAUUCAUCAAAGCCACCGCUAAGUCCGGAGUCAUCAGAAAGCCCACCCUUUGAUAUUACCAAACUGGAGCCAUUUGGAUGCGAAUACCCAAAAUCGAAACCAUUUGGAAACGGCUUCAAGAAUUUAAAUUCAAUUCAAAAUGAUUUUGCACCGACUCAACCAUUUGGUUUUCAAACCUCAAACGUUGGUGGAGAUGCCUUCAUUUCGAAUUCAAAUGAAGCCGGAACCUUUGCUGCAGCUAUGUCAGAUCAAUCUGGAACCUAUGGCCAAUCUGAAUCCAAUCGACCAGACUACAAUCAAGUCGCUGGAUUGGCUCAUAAAGUCCGUGAAAUCAAAGCCAUUUACGAAUACCACGAGAACGAUGGCGCGUUUCACGGUAGACGAUACCCAUACACAGUGCACGAUCGCUACACUAACUGGGGACCCAAAACUGUCAGCUACAAUGAUGGAAUGGGACGAAUUACCGACAUAUCGUGGGAUGAUAUGUGGAGAAAGUCCUUGAAAGCGGUUGAUGAAUAUCACCAAAAGUGUCCAUUUAAAUUUGGCAAAAAGGAGGAGAAUGGUGAGGUAGAUUCUAAAGCAAAUGGAGACGAUACUAAGGCUUCUCCUGAAGAAGAUGGUUCACAUUCACAUGGAGAAGACUCUGCAACUUCAGAUGUCGAUGAUUCACAUGAUUACAUGUUGCCCUCAAACAGCAAGGACUACAGAAUUGAAGUCUAUGUCUCCAACGAUUAUGACAAAAUGUUGACGAAGAAGGCUGAAACGUGUUUUUGCUUAAAACCGAAGAAAGACUUUUAUCGGGAGUUGAACACGGAAAAUGAGAGAUUGGUUGAGGCUACGAAGCAGGCCAAAGGAGAAAGAAGGGCUAAGAACAUGGAAAGGAAAAAGCAGGCUAAAGGAGAAAGAAAAGCCAAGAGAAUCGAAGAGAAAACUCACGACAAAGAAGAAAGAAGGACAAAGAUAAUCGAAGAGAAAACAGAAUCAAAAAAGCCACCCCUUGACGAACCAGUAGAAAAGAAGCCUUCACUCGACAAACCAGCAGAAAAGAAAGGCUGGGCUGCAGUAUUUGAGCAGACUAAACAACUAUGUGGCAGACCAAAGGAUAGUACAAGCUCGGAAUAUGGAAACGAAAGGAGAAAAGAUGAUUCAGAUGAGAGUGACGAUGUCUUUGUGGAAUCUGAUAACGAAGCAGACGAUGAAGGCGGAAACGAGGUUGGGAAAGCGGAUUACGCAUUUUGGGAGACAGAUGAUAGUGAAUGUCAGGGGACGUAUUAUUUUGAGAACAGGGAAGAAGAUGACGAGUAUGAGGACGAGGAAGAAGAUAGUAAUGGAUACGAUGAUCAAGAAUAUGAUAAUGAAUACGAAGAUGAAGAAGAAGGAGGUAAUGAAUAUGAAUUGGAAGUAGUUACUGAAAGUGAGGAUGAAGAGGAAGUAGUUACUGAAAGUGAAGAUGAAGAGGAUGUAAUUACUGAAAGUGAAGAGGAAGAGGAAUUAAUUAUUGAAAGCGAAAGUGAAGAGCAAGGUCAUGAAUACGAAGACCAAGAAGAAUAUGACUAUGAAGAAGAGGAAGAGGAAAACGAAGUUGAAUGUCAAGAAAGUGAUGAAGAAGGUAAUGAAUAUGAAGAUGAAUAUAAUGAAUGUGAAGAGGAACAAGAAUUUGACGAUGAAAAUACGGAGUACGAAGACCAAGAAAACUAUGAAGAAGCAGAAAACGCUACUGAAGAUCAAGACGUCGAAAAAGACGAAUCUGAGGAUGACAAAGACGAACAAAGUAUUGCUUCAGGAGAUGAAGAUCGAUAUGAAGAAGAAUGUGAACUUAAUAAUGAUAAGAAAAAGCAUUCUCAAAAUGCAAGUAAUGAAACAGACAAGGAAUCUGUAGAAGAAAAAAAAAAAGAAGACGAAUGUGACUCCCAAAGCGAAUAUUUCAGCUUGAGGCAAAGUGACCAAUCAGGAAACGGUGGCGAAAAAACGACUAUAUGUUUUACUGACGCAGGCAUGAGCGACAUGGAUGAAGAACAAAUGUCCAAAUACAUCAGAACAAUCAAAAUUAAAGGUGUAGAUGGAAAGAAAGGUCAAAAUUCAGAGGUAUAAUGAGACUUAUUGUAAAGAUUUGACAUUUUAUAAAUUUGUAUAUAUGUUAACAUUAAAUUUGUUUUUCAAAAAGGAGUGUAUAUUUCGUUUAUAUAGUAAAAUACGGACGUUAUAAUCCUUCCAGUCUAAAAUAAGAUCAAUCUUUUUUUUAUUUUGCAAGUGUGAAUUGUGUGUUAUCGUGCGGUGUGUGUGAGGUUAUGGUUUGUGUAAGUAAAAUUACCUAAAAUAAUUUUAUAGUACAUAAAGUUGAAUAUUUUUAGGUUGAAAAACCAGUGGAACCAGAACGAGAAGUCCGGCCAUCUCCAGAGCACAAAGUGAUCAAACAAAUUGCAGUAGAACGAUGCCCAUCUGUCCUUGACGAUCGACCGAUGACUGAUACGAUGGCAUUGAUCAGAGUAAGCUUUUUUGAAUUUUGUUGUUUGAGUUUUUAGGUAUUUAACGGAAAUUUGGUUACUUACGGUCUAAUAUAAUGUUAUGAAGGACAAGAAAAAGGUGUUGAAAGAAAUGUCUGCUUUUUGUUAUUUAAAAGUAGUAUUUUACAAUUUUUUUAUGUUAAUAAUGCACUUUGUUGUUCAAAAGUUGAUGUUAUACCUAAAAUUUUUAAUCUUUAGCUAAUUUCUUGUCAUUUUCAGCGCCAAACAGUCCAAGAACUAAAAUACGAACCUCCAAAGGAAUCCUCAUCAAACGGUCUUCAGUUAUCAUCACUCGCUUCCAAACAGGAUGAACUGAUCAAAUCCAAACUCUCCAAAUUGCCAGAUGUAUUCAGAUCGAAAGCCGAGUUGAAGAAGAAGGAGCUUGAAGCUUCUUAUCGCAACGACUGCCAAACCUUUGGUUUAGUCGCGAAAAAGUUGCUCAACAAGAACUCAGAGCUGGAAAAGCCGAUGAAGUUGGCAAUGUUGGAGGUUCUGAAGGAUUUGGAGAACGGUGUCAAUCAGAAUCUGUUGGAUUAUGUAGAGGAAUUGGAGAUUUUGUUGUAG